Bemisia tabaci is the source of this 2156-nucleotide messenger RNA. Lineage: Eukaryota; Metazoa; Arthropoda; Insecta; Hemiptera; Aleyrodidae. The record is from RefSeq and is a predicted model, not a curated record.
AUACAGAGAUCACCGGCUGGUUAUGAGCUUCGACUCCUGAUGUCAGUACACGUUGCUCAGUACAUUUUCAUGAGCUCGAGCGAAUGUUCUCGAUGGUGGAAGUUGUUGGUUGUAUCUUUUGUCGUUGUGUUGUGCUAUCGUAGCGUGGCGGGGUCUUUCAGCAUCGAGUUCGUGGAUUUCAAGCUGUUGGAAACGGAUUAUGACGGCGCAGUUUUCCUCUAUGAAUGUGACACUCCCUCGCCAGAUUCAUCGCCGCAAGAUAAGUCGAUAAGCCCCUCAACGUCCCAGAACCAUGGUCUUGUGCUCUUUCGACCGAACUCCCGGAGAAGGGGUGGCGUGGCGUGCAGGCGAGUGGAGAGCCCGGAGAGGCGGCAAGCUAUCCUCGCGAUGGCCACCUUUUUCUUGGUGCACAACCCCAAAUUGGACUUGGGCGAGCGGCUCUUCGACGCGGACACCCGGCUACCCCUGCAGCUCCCGACCCUGGUCAACGUCGGCGUCGAGCUGGACAAGGUUACCGCCGAAGCAAAAGUCCCCAAGUGGAAGACGGCUAACCUCCAAGACACUAAGGAACUCCUCGCUAAGCUCAAGUCCAUCCAACUAUUGCCGCACAUGUGCCCGGACUACUUGGUCAAUUUCUUCAGCGUCGCUGACAUCAAGACCUUCACUCUCAACUCGCAAGACGUGGUUAUGGACCUGGCUGGCUACGUGGCUGUACUCGAUAGAAUAGUGAAACUUUACUACGAGGACUACUAUCGCACCUUCCUCAUGUAUGUCUUCAAGUAUGAGGUGGACAUGCGGCUGAAACGUCGGACCCGCAUAAAACUGGUGAGCGCGCUGAAUAUUGUGCUGCCGAAAAUGAUGGAUCCGUGCUUCAUCAUGGCGCACCAGACGACGGCAAAGGCUCUGGUGGACGCCAACAAGUCCUGCUCCUCUUAUUGCAAAGUUUUGGUCGUCGCUGCUGAUAUCUAUAAGGAGGAGAGCAAAACCUGCAAGACGCGUUGGACCGAGGGCAAGUGCGAGAAAAAGCGAUGCAUCUGCCUCAAGCCGACCCGGGGGUUGAGCGUCCUGACAACACGCGCCCCGAUGCACCGAUGCAACAACCAAGUGGUGCAGGCCAACAUUCAAGGGAUCUUCCGUAGCGUCGGGACCAAGUGGUGGUGGACCAAGGGCCUCAUGCGGUGGAUCUUCGAGUUGCCCGACUUCAUCAACAAAGAUCUCUGCUCCCGGAUGCCGGACGGGACAAGGCUCCUUCGUCCAGCAGAUUCCACCUUGAAAGAGGAGCAUCCAAACAGUUCCAAGAUAGAGUCGACUGGAACCUAAUAAAAACUAAUGACCAUCAACUUUGCCGUGAAAGCGAAGAGAACAGUAAAUGCAAAAAUGAAGUUCUAAGGAAAAGAGCAGUUCAGUUUGGGCUCAGAAGCGUCUCACCGGAAAAUUUUCUUGGAAGACGCCUGCGUCUUCUCUCAAAUUGCCACUAAUCAUCAAUUUUGGCUAUUUGCAAGGCAUUGAUUCUCGAAGGCCGUUUUGACCUGUUCAGAUUUUGGUUUCUUCGCAAGCGGGAAGUUUGACUUUACUCAUUCCAAUGUGUACUAUAAAUGCUAAGUAAUUCCUGAAAUCAAAAGUUGAUUUUGAACCUCUUAAAUAAUUUUAGCAUAUUUUGCAUGAAUUGUUAGGAAAUAUUUCUUGUAAGGACUAAAUUCUUACUUUGCCUGGUGGUCCUUUCGGUUUGAAUAUAUUUCCUGUAAAAGCAGCUCAGAAUUGCUCCUAAGACGUUCAAAGUUUGAAAAUUCUUCUGGGCUCGCCUCUCAGUAUAGCAAGAGUUCCUUUGUGCUUUGUUCACCUCCCUGUGCGACAGGAAUUGUCUCGUAAUUACAAGCACCUCUGGUUAUUUUCAGGGCAUCUUCUAAAAUUUCUUGAAUUCUCCCUCUCUACCUUGUCAUUCUAGAAUUCGGCUAAAAUGAAAUCCUUGGAUUGACUGACUUUUAUCUGAGAAAAUUUUUAAGAGAAAAAUGAGAGGUGGCAAGUAACUUUCAAGCUCUCUAUAAGGAUGUGUAGUGGUCGUGAAAGCAUUGAAAACUACCAGGCAAAGGAGGAGGGCCGCAUGAAUAUUUGGACAUUUCCGAGUUUCCUUGGAUAAAAUAAAAGUUUUCAGAGAA